GGUUCCCCGACCCGCCGCCGCCGCUUGCCCCCGUUCGGGCCAACUCCGGCCACAAACGCGACAACCACAGUCUGAGGAAGAUGCGGCUUGGCCCACUCUACCGGAUCCCUUCUCGUGCCUCGCCGUUCCUGCCCGAGCGCGACGCCGCGGCUAACCCUAGCCGUGGGGUUUGGUUCGGUCGCCGUGCGGUUCCCGCGCCGCUGACCUCCUCCUGCCGCUCUCGGUCUCCGUCUGGCCCUCGAUCUCCGUCUGGCGCCGCCGAGGACAGGCCAAUUCCGGCCAUGUCCUCCGCCGCCAGCUACCGACGCGGGCUCGUCUCGUCCUCCUCUAUAUCUCUGUCCCAUGUGAGGAGCAUGAGAGGCCUUGACAUGGAGUCUCCUUCCCGGCGGCAGCGAUCGCGCGAGACCACGCCUAGGUGCCAUGGUGGCUCGUGCUGCUCCCCGGCGUGUGGCGCAUCAUGCUCGCCCGAACCGACUUCAUUGGCCGCGGCGGCAACCAGGGCGCACCCCGCAUCCAUGGAGCGUCCAGGAGGGCGAGCAGGCGAAGAUAGACCUGCGGUCUUCCCUCCUCUUCGUCCCUCUCCUACUUGCAUGCUCAUCGACAUGUUCAGUUUCGGCAGGAUAAUACAUGACGGGUUCAUGUUCAGGGCGAACUUCUCCAUUAGGUCCUACAAGAUUGGGGUGACAUGAUGGCCUCCAAAGAGAUGUUGAUGAACCACUUGCAGGUGAGCUGUCGGUGCAAUGUCUAGGCAUAAGAUUGUUCUUUUUCUUUGUUGAACCAUGGGUAUAAUUUUUGCUUUGAUGCAUAUGAG
Lolium rigidum is the source of this 811-nucleotide messenger RNA. RefSeq lists its product as uncharacterized. Lineage: Eukaryota; Viridiplantae; Streptophyta; Magnoliopsida; Poales; Poaceae. The transcript has 2 exons. The record is from RefSeq and is a predicted model, not a curated record. Bases 81 to 689 code for a protein of 202 amino acids.